Bufo gargarizans (Asiatic toad) is the source of this 3646-nucleotide messenger RNA. RefSeq names its product testis associated actin remodelling kinase 2 (gene TESK2). The record is from RefSeq and is a predicted model, not a curated record. Gene Ontology annotation, cellular component: nucleus; cytoplasm. Gene Ontology annotation, biological process: protein phosphorylation; actin cytoskeleton organization. The coding region runs from base 244 to 2130 and encodes 628 amino acids. Gene Ontology annotation, molecular function: protein serine/threonine kinase activity; ATP binding. The transcript is spliced from 11 exons. Lineage: Eukaryota; Metazoa; Chordata; Amphibia; Anura; Bufonidae.
GAUGGGCGGGGUACACGAAAGCGUCCAGCCCCCCCUGUUGGAGCUUCGUUGGGUCGCGGCGGAUUCUCAGCUGAGAGAUCGGGACUGGUGGACAUGGCGGCCGGCGGAGAACACUGAGGGCUGUCCCUGCGCCCGUGUGAUCUUCACAGCGGGGGCCCCACGUACGUGCUUCGUAAAACGCCGGACGACCCGACCCCUAAAAUGUGUGCGUCGCCUCUUCAGCCAAACUGAACUCGGGAAGCAAUGGAUCGGAAUAAACGGAAUUCCAUCGCCGGAUUCCCGCCGCGGUUGGACCGUAUUGAGGACCCUGUUUCGGGGGAGGGCGGGAUUGGUCAGCUGGGCAGAGUCUGCUCCUCCUCCUAUAACGCGCUCAUCAGCGCCUUCUCCAGGCUGACGCGGCUCGAUGACUUCACCUGCGAGAAGAUCGGAUCCGGCUUCUUCUCUGAUGUUUUUAAGGUUCGUCACCGAACGUCCGACCAAGUCAUGGCGCUGAAGAUGAACACGCUCAGCAGUAACCGGGCCAACAUGCUGAAGGAAGUCCAGCUGAUGAACCGCCUGUCACACCCCAAUAUACUGAGGUUUAUGGGGGUCUGCGUCCACCAGGGGCAGUUACACGCUCUGACGGAGUAUAUUAAUAGCGGGAACCUGGAGCAGCUCCUGGACAGUAACCAGCACCUGUCCUGGGCCGUCCGGGUGAAGCUGGCGCAGGACAUCGCUCUGGGUCUGGCAUAUCUGCACUCCAAGGGGAUCUUCCAUCGAGACCUCACAUCCAAGAACUGUCUCAUCAAGAGCGACGAGGGCGGAUAUUCGGCCGUGGUGGCAGAUUUUGGGCUAGCAGAGAAAAUUCCAGAUUACAGCGUGGGUAGUGAGCAGCUUUCAGUUGUGGGGUCUCCGUAUUGGAUGGCUCCGGAGGUUUUGCGGUAUGAACCUUACAAUGAGACGGCUGACGUCUUCUCCUAUGGGAUCAUCCUGUGCGAGAUCAUCGCCCGGAUACAGGCGGACCCGGAUUACCUGCCCCGCACAGAGAACUUCGGCUUGGACUAUGAUAGUUUCCAGCACAUGGUCGGUGACUGCCCCCCGGACUUCCUCCAGCUGACGUUCAACUGCUGCAAUAUGGACCCAAAGCUCCGUCCUUCCUUCGUCAACAUCGUGAAGCAGCUGGAAGAAAUCUUACAACGCUUGCGAAAAGAAGAGGCUGAAAACGAGCGGCUGCAGAACAAGCCCGAGAUUAAUGAGACCAAGCUCCUUACAAAGGUUUCCAGCGAGAAAAGUCAAGGGGUCAAACGUCUCAUUACAAUCCCGCAAGAUGACAAAAUCCCACAGAAGUCGCCGCGCCCCCGACGGAACAUCACGCUUUCCCGGAGCCAGUCAGAUGUUUUUGCCCGGAAACCUGUGCGCAAGAUAAAUGUUCAGGACCCUUUUUAUACCCCCAGCAAGGGGAUGAUCCGUAAGGUUAACCCUUUCAAUGCCAGGGAGGACUUAAAAGGAGGGAAGAUUAAAUUCUUCGAUAUGCCCAGCAAGUCGGUCAUCUCCCAUGUCUUUGACUUGCACUCCCUCGAGCUGCAGGGGAGUCAGGCGGCGGGGCUGCUGCGGCAGCCUUUCACCCAGGACUCUGUGGACUAUUGCUACGUACCCAGGAGACGCUGCAGUUCUCUGCCUGUCUCUCCCGAGCUCAUGAAAAGAGACUGCUCCCCCGCUGCGGCCCUCUCCUCCACCAUGGGCAGGUGUGACUCUGUGCAGCUCAGCAGCGAGGUGAGGGCGAGGCUCCUCUGUAAUAUCAAAUACGGAGUAUCUGAAAUCCCACUCUAUAAACUAAGGUCCCCGGGCCCCGACUGCACGCAGACUGAGGACAUGGAAUGUAUGGAUGGGUCUGUGGUCGUGGAAGGAAGCCACAACCAGGACGAGUGCUGCAACAGGAAGCCCGCGCAGUGUACGCAGCCCCCCUGCCUCCCCGAGGAUGAGCGCUCACUGGGCUUCAGCUCCGAGGCCAUGGAAAUAGAGGACGAACUGAACGACAACCAGCGGAGCUGCGACCUGCCCUUACUGCCAGUGGACGGGACAGAGAGCAGGGACGGCCUGUGCGACUCUGUGUCCAGCUGCCGCAUCCGCCGGGGCGUAGUGAAGAUGUGACGUUGUAGGGUUUACAUGACCUCAGGUCGUAGGAUGGGAUUGAUGGAAUCUCCUCCCGUAGAUUCCACUAGAACUGCUCCGUCCCUGGGAUCCGCGCCAUUCUAUAGAGGGCUUAUGUCCCUGGCCCAGGCCAUGUCUGCCGCGGUUAUGAAGGUGGGGGGGGGGCGCAGGGGGCGGUGCUGUAACCCACGGCAACCAAAAAUAAAAAACAACAGAACCAUUGACAAUGCAAAAAAGGGGAUGUUUGGCGUUGGUAUGGCGCCUUACACGGCUGUUCUUACCUCACGUGACCUGGAGUAACCCAGUAUUAACCCCUUGCCAGCUAAGUCUGGGAUGGCGACGUUGCUAUAGGUGACAGCACGCUUGGGGGUUAAUUAUCAUCUGGGAUCAUGUUGCGAUAGGUGACGGCACACUCGGGGUUAAUAAUUAGUCUGGGAUAACAUUGCUAUAGGUGACAGCACACUCAGGGUUAAUAAUUUAGUCUGGGAUGCCCGACCCUGUUCAGCGCUCUGAUGCGACGCCCGCCCGGUGUCUGUCCCUGCGACCAGCAGCAGCGUAAGUUACCUGCAAGUGUGAAUUUAACUUUAAGAUGUUUCCUGAGUUUUUUUCCUUUUUUUUUCUGGGCCGCCCCUCCCCCAUCUGUCUGGCUGUUCAGUGUCCACUGGUCGGCCGCAGAAAUUUUCUCUGAUGUCUCCUGCGGCCGGAUCCUAGAGGGGCCGCUACAUAUGGCGAUUGUCACUUUUAAGAGUUAUAUUUUUUUUUUUUCUGUCUAGCAUUUGAGUUGAAUAUUUUGUAUUUUAGAGAAGCAGAAAUAUAUGGGGGACUGGGAGAAAAAAUACUGCAACCCCCAUUAUCCAUCUGCACUGUCAGGUACAAGUGAAAAAUGCGUUUAAGAUGUGACUGGUAGGAGAGCCAUCGCUGUGACCCCCGUCCACUGUAAUGCUGAAUACUGUAGAAAUAAGCUGCCCCCUGGUGGUGGAGUGGGCUUCGCACUCCUCUUACUCUGUUGUCAUGUUCCAUCAGGUUCGGGGAGACCUUUCUAUUCCUUGCAGUACCAGUGCUCACCACUGGGGGCGCUGCAGCCAGCUGAUAUCUACACUAGGCAGUGGGUCUGAAAUGUCAGGGGUAUUCUGGUUAUUUAGACUUGGACCUCAUUCCCUGUAGAUGCUCCUUACAAUAAUUGGAGUGACAUGUCCGGCAUUCGUACGCCCUCUCCAUUCAUUUCUGUGGGAGUUCUGAAGAUAGCAGGGUGUGUGGUCACAUAGCAACAUGCUAUCCUAUUGGGGCUGCAGACUAUUGCCCCUGCAUCCCAACACCCCACCAUAUUGCUGCCGGCACAGGACCUGGACUGUGCAACACUCAUCAGGUGAGCGGCGACUCGCACUUUCGUCUGUGGUGCGGAUUUUAAAUUCCCAGCCUUUUAGUUCUUGCUACAAGGCCAAAGGUGCAAGCUGUGCUGGUUUUACACCAUGACUUCUGCACGGACUGGUCCGUCGUGGGGUGCUGCCCAUAGACA